Molecule: messenger RNA, 7734 nt
Organism: Callithrix jacchus (white-tufted-ear marmoset)
Lineage: Eukaryota; Metazoa; Chordata; Mammalia; Primates; Cebidae
Gene: HOXA3
Product: homeobox A3
Biological process (GO): regulation of transcription by RNA polymerase II; embryonic skeletal system morphogenesis; anterior/posterior pattern specification
Cellular component (GO): nucleus
Molecular function (GO): DNA-binding transcription factor activity, RNA polymerase II-specific; RNA polymerase II cis-regulatory region sequence-specific DNA binding
Source: RefSeq, a predicted model, not a curated record
UAUGGGAACAUUCAUAAGCUUCAUGCUGGAGGCAGUUGUAUGAGGAUAAAGGGGAUGACUUUCUUUCACUUGCACUUAUAAGUCUGUCCAGAAAGGGAAGAGAGAGGAUUGAGAUCAUUUUUCUGAUAUUCGGGGAUAAGAUGGCAUUUUUGUCCCAACUGUAUUGAUUAUUAAGGUACAGAACCAAGAUUAUUGGAAAUGAUCCAAAUGAUUGUCAUUUCUUCAGUGUUAUGUUUUGCCUGUUUCAGAUUGGCUUUUAAGGGAGCUUGUUAUGAGAGAUUAGAAAAUCCCACUUUGUGCUUCAAAAUCAUGCAUUGUCUGCCCUUUGCUAGGGCAACCAUAAGAGUUCACUGAGAGGACAAAUUUUCUAUCUCAUUAAUUGUUUUUGUUUUUUUUUAAAAGCAAACCCUAUUGGCCCCUCAAACCCUUGACCUUUAAAGACAGUAUUUUGUGUAAGCUCUAUAAUUCUAUGAAAAUAACCCUUACACAUGCUCUCCUCCCUUUCUCCCUCCCUCCAAUCUCUUUCUCCCUCCCUCCAAUACACACUCAUCUGCUUUAGUCACACAGCCAAGCUGUGCAUGACUCCUAAGAUAAAAGUUUUGUCAACAUCUGAAAUCAACCUAAAUCGGAUAGGAGACACUUUAAUGGUCACAGUUUGAAUUAAGUACUUAACACUCUCCCCCUUGAAGAAAAAUGGCACUUUGCAGGCUUCCUUCCCUAGUUUUGCUGAAAUCUACGAUAUACCCGGUGUUUUAUUACAGCAGGAAUUCAACUGUGACAGGCAUAGUAGAGUACUUAAUACCCAGGAUGAAGCUCAUGGGAAGAUUACCUAGAUAGAUGGGGGAGGAGGGAAGUCCCUGUGCGUAGCAUCUCCGACUUCAUAAGCAGUUGUCCCAGGGUGCCCCUUUCCCCUACAUCUCAGCCUCCUCCCUGUGGGGUGGGGUAGGGUGGAUAUCACUAUCUUUCCUCUGUCCCCCUGUUCCCCUAAGCUUCCAAACUCUGCUGCUCUCCUCGCUGUGACCUUCCCUUUAGCAGUUCCCACAUAGAAACAGAUCGAUGACUCUUUAGAAUGGAAGAGAAGAAAAACCCAAAGAACCAAUGUAGCAAAAAAAGCCUGGGGCUUCCCAUCUGAAUGAGUGGGUUCUAUGCAGGCAAUAGGCUGUCCUUGGCACUCCUUUGGUCUCUGCAUACCUAGACACAGUCUUGUAUUGAAAAACACAGGCUCACCUUUCUCAACUGCUGCUCCUGUUGCCCCUUCUCUAUAUUAUACACUGGCCCAAGGAUAAUGCUGCUUUGUGUUUCAAAGAAACACAUGGGCUGGAAACAAUAGGAGGAAGAGACGUGUGCUCUGUUCCCUUGAUGGUAUAAGGGAGGCUGCUGUGGCUGUCUUGAAACCCUCUAGUCUGCAACUUAUAGAACUCUGGCACCUUUUCUGAAGACUCCAAACUUAUAGGGCACCCCCCUCCCUUUCAAGCCAGCUCCACUUUCUCUGGGAUUGAUUUCAUCGGGUUGAAAGAGAUUCCCAGAUUGAGAGAUUGCCCAAGGUGAAAGAGACCUGGAGGCCAUUUUGGUUCAAUCUUCUUAAUAUACAGAUGAGAAAACUGAGGUAGCUGAAUCAUCCUCCUUCUAUGGUUCCUUAUGUUAAUGAGUGUGAGGGUGGAAUGCAACCUUUAGUCUUACUCUAGAGAGCAGUAAGGUCACAGGCAUCUUUCCUCUUGGGAAGCUAUUCUGCCAGGAAUGGAUGUAUCUAAGCUUACACUUGACCUGGAUGGCCACAGGUGUGUACAGCCAGAGAAGAAUGAUGGGUUCUUGCCUCAUAUGCCAUCCUAGCUGCCUGGGGAGAUUUUUGUAACCAAACCACCCUAGUCACGGAGCUCAGACAGGUGGUCUGGCCACUGGGCUCAGGAGGGGACAGACGUCAGGGUGCCUCAGAGAGCAGUGGACUCCUCGCUCUCCACAACGUUCAUAAUCCCGUAAUGACUAAUUCUGUCAUGCUUGCCCUGCUAUUUCCAUGGUGGUGGCUUCCCUCGGACCAGGGCAAGGGUGAAUGCGCUCCGGAGGCCUGCAGAGCCAAACAAGGACCCUGGUUGCAGCUGAUAAAGGUGUAGCGCCUGUUCCAGGGAGAUAUUGAAAUUGUAAUCUUUGAGGUCAUGUGACUCAUUAAAUAAUUAAUGCAGAUCGUCAGGAAUGGAUCGGAGUCGUCAGGGCCUCACUAGGAAUGAAUCUCUCAGAAGUGAGACUCCAACUUCCCAUUUGAUUUUUAAAAACACACACCCUUAGAUUUAUCUCCAAAAGCUUUUAACUCCUUCAGGAAGGCAGGAGAGAAUCCUUCGGAGGGGAGGACAGAGCUGGCGGGCCCUCGACUAGUCUUAGGGCUUUUUCUGCAGGGCUUCGGCGAGUCCGGGGAGCGCGCCGCGUCCAGGGAAACGUGAGUUCGGGCUUGGGUUUUCUGCGGUCACAUCCUGGCUUUGGUGAUGAAGUGGGACGGAUGCGCAGACAGUUGGUAAUAUUCUGAUUUACGCUGGGGAAGGCUGCAGAGAUACCACAGGACGGGCGCGUGGCUUUGUUCAAUUUUCCCGGCGUUCAUAAAUCACCCGCGCUGGGCGAGCGAGGGAGCAAGCGAGCGCCAAAAAUGCGGCGAGAGAGGCCACCGCGGCUGCGGCGGCGGCAGUGGCGGCGGCCAUUGCAGAGCGAGAGACCUGGGCAGCAUCUCUCUGUGACUCAUUAGUCUGAACGAUUUAUGGGGGACAGCAGCCAUGAAUAUUAGACUUGGGGAUAAGGAAAGAGCAAAAAUAAUAAUAACCAUAAUAAUUACAUACUCCUAAGUGUCGCGCAGGGGGGUGGCGGAUGGCAGCAUAGUGGAUCUUUCUGGGGUGAAAUUGAGAGGCAAAGUGCAGGAUGGAUGAGUACACACCUUGCUCUAGGUCAUGCCAGAGGCCCCAAGACCAGGGAACAUUCCCUUUGGGGACCCAGAUAGAAAGUCUGAACAAGAGAAAGGGGGCGCAGCGUGAAUCUUGAGCUCUUUUUCUUUGGUUUGUGGAGGCUGCAGGUCGAAUGUUGGCAAAGUGCAGCUGCCCAUGUGCGGCCACUUGUUUAACGUGCUAGGGGGCUCCGAAGCCAGGGGUCAGGGGAUUCCUCAGCUAUUUGAUAGCGCCUCUUAGCGCUAUCUACAGAAUUGCAAGGAGGCAGACAGACAGUGGAGGGCUGAUUUGGGGCAGCCUGGGGUAAGAGGAGGUUACCUAGGUCUGGGUGAAGGGGGAGUGGGGACAGGGCUAGACGAAGAGAGCCCGCAGAAUCCAGCGGAGUGCAGAACUUCUCCAAGCCAGGGUCCGGUGCGCGGACGAUUCUUUGCCCCUUCCCUAGCGUCUUCCCCAGAGCUGACUGCCGGCUCGGUGACCAUUUGUUGGUUAGAGGGCAAGAGAGGGUUGCAAAUAUUGUGAGGGACGAGAUUUGAGUAGAAUCAAGGCAUCAAGUCGGCUUGUGGCCACUGCGCAAGGCCAGGCUGGAGCAGGGUCCCUGAGCAGGUAUUGUACCAGCCGGCGCCCCUCCCAGUUUCCAGCAGCCUUAGUUGUCCUGCUCUGAGGGACUAAGCACUGAGAUAGUCCCACCAGGUCAUUAGGACCUAGAAGAGACGUACCCAGGGUUGGAUAAACCAGAAGAUAAAACCUCCCAAGACUGCUUCUGGCCAGCGGACUGAGCCAGGGUCUGAUUUCGCGCCAACAGAAAUGAACGCUAUUAGUGAGGUUUCAGGAGAGUCCGUGAUUGAAUGCUCCCAGACAAGGCUUCCUUUUGUUAGGAAAAGAAAAUAAAGCGAGCAUUCACAUUCUCCAAGUUGGGGUGCCGGAGGAGAGCUCUCUGAAAGCUGCCCACACCACCAGCAAAGGCGCUUCCACCUUCUCAGCUUCCUCUCUUUCAUUUUCUUUCCUCUCCCGCUCCAACCCCUUCCCCCAAAAAAGAAAGAAAAAGGAGAAAGUGUGGGUGCGGAGAUGGAGUAUGUAUUUAUUUUACAAAAAUAAAUCACCAUCUUCGGGUCAUUCGUAGACUGGAACAUUUCGAGCAAUGAGUGCACCGCAUGGACGAGUGCCCUGGCGACUCCUUGGUGUUCUCGUCACCCCCAGGGCCACCUUGGCGCUCACACGAGCCACGCUUCCCACUCUGGGCCUCCAACUCCCUUCUCUCGCAGCCGCCGUUCACCCUCUGCUGUUUAUUUGUCUGCAGACCUCCUGGACAUUGGAAAAGGCGAUUCCCUGAGUGCCCGGAGUCGGAGGCAAUUCCUGGUUCAGAUUUAAACAUCUUUCUAGGGGAGGAGUGAAGGGGAGGAAUCAUGCACAGCCUCCUGAAGCUGCUACAAGCUCUCAUUGAACAAAACCAGCUGGACUUGGAGGAGAUGUUUUAACCUUUUGUCAGGUAAUUAUGGGCCUUUUUGGUUUCUCUAGUGGCUGUGGUGUAUGGUGUGGGUGUUAGCAAACUCCAUACAAUGCAGGCAGGGAGGAAGUCCACUAUCCAGGCCAGUUGUUUCUGGGCCUGCCCCUUGCCUUUUGAUAUACUGGCCUGUGAGCCAGCGGAGACUGAGGUGCAUGGGUGUGCACAAUCCAGCUUGUCUGAGGGUGGGAGGUUGUAAAGAAAGUUAAGUGGAUUCUAAAAAUAAGAAUAGCAUUGGUGUAUCCUUGUGUUUGGAGUGUGUGUAAAGAAAUGUAAGUGGAGAUAAGCUGUCUUGUAUGGUAUUCAUGGGGGGAUGGCCCCCAGCAUCCUAUUGCUUAGACAGAACUCUUAAAUUCAAAAUUGCUGGUUGAGGUCCCCCACCUACCCUCCCUCAAAGCUAAAUAUUCCGUUUGGAAAUCUAGUUCCUUUAGUGGCUCCCUAUUUCAAAUAAAAGGAUUUAAGUUGACGUAUAACCACGUGAGCACAUAAUACAGCGCAUUAUUGUGGCAUUUGGAGCGGAGACCCAGGCAGGCUUCGCCUGUGAUUACGUUUUCUAGAUUCUCUACAGAGCUGGAGCUUUUCCCCAACCCCCACGCACCCACCUCCUCCUUCUCCUUCCCCUUCUCCGGAGAGCAUUUCUGAGCAGGUUGCAGUUUUCAGCACUCAUGGAGCGGUUCUGGGCGAGCUAGCCGAUGGAAGUCGAGGCCAUACCAGGAGGAUGGAAUUUAUUUUAAGCAGAGCGGAUUGAGACUGGGGCGCCGACCAUCUGCACGCCAGGACGUCGGACCUUCGUCUUGAGGUCGGAGCCCCACUUCUACCCGCUGAGGCCGGCAGCCCGGGAGCCACCUAUGGGGCGGAUAGAGGCCCUGGCCGGAAGCGAGCUUCUGCCCCAGAUAUCCCAGGGCUCCCACAGCUCUUCAAGUCCGGUCCCUGCGUUUUGCCCAGCAGGGUCUUGGCGCCAGCGGAAAGGUCUGCGCGGGGCGGCCAUUGGCGGCGGAGUGUCACGUGACCGCGGGGGCGUGCCAAUGUGCGCCCUCACGGGUGUCAAACCUCUGUCAGAGUGUGCGAUCAAGAUCGUGAAACAACGCGAUGCAAAAAGCGACCUACUACGACAGCUCGGCGAUCUACGGUGGCUACCCCUACCAGGCAGCCAACGGGUUCGCUUAUAAUGCCAAUCAGCAGCCGUACCCGGGGUCCGCCGCUUUGGGUGCCGACGGCGAGUACCACCGACCCGCCUGCUCACUCCAGUCGCCCUCCAGCGCCGGGGGCCACCCCAAGGCACAUGAGCUGAGUGACGCAUGCCUGCACACCCUGAGCGGCCCACCAGGCCAGCCCCCAAGCCUGGGCGAGACGCCCUUGCCCCCGCCACCGCCCCAGGCCGCGCCCCCUGCCCCACAGCCGCCUCAGCCCCCACCUCAGCCCCCUGCACCCAACCCUGCUGCGCCUCCGCCCCCCUCUUCUGUCUCCCCCCCUCAGAAUGCCAGCAGCAACCCCACCCCUGCCAACGCAGCCAAGAGCCCCCUGCUCAACUCACCCACAGUGGCCAAACAAAUCUUCCCCUGGAUGAAAGAGUCUCGACAAAACACGAAGCAGAAAACCAGCAGCUCCAGCUCAGGCGAGAGUUGCGCUGGCGACAAGAGCCCACCCGGGCAGGCUUCGUCCAAGCGCGCUCGCACGGCCUACACGAGUGCGCAGCUGGUGGAGCUGGAGAAAGAGUUCCACUUCAAUCGCUACCUGUGCCGGCCGCGCCGGGUGGAGAUGGCCAAUCUGCUGAACCUCACCGAGCGCCAGAUCAAGAUCUGGUUCCAGAAUCGCCGCAUGAAGUACAAAAAGGAUCAGAAGGGCAAGGGAAUGCUGACGUCAUCGGGGGGGCAGUCUCCAAGUCGCAGUCCCGUGCCCCCUGGCGCCGGUGGCUAUCUGAACUCUAUGCAUUCGCUGGUCAACAGCGUCCCAUAUGAGCCCCAGUCGCCCCCGCCCUUCUCCAAGCCCCCCCAGGGUGCCUACGGGCUGCCUCCCGCCUCUUACCCUGCGCCCCUGCCUAGCUGCGCACCCCCGCCACCCCCACAGAAGCGCUACACUGCGGCAGGGGCGGGCUCAGGGGGCACCCCCGACUACGACCCGCACGCUCAUGGCCUGCAGGGCAACGGCAGCUAUGGGACCCCACACAUACAGGGAAGCCCCGUCUUCGUCGGGGGCAGCUAUGUGGAGCCCAUGAGCAACUCCGGGCCAGCCCUCUUUGGUCUAACUCACCUCCCCCACGCUGCCUCGGGCGCCAUGGACUAUGGGGGCACCGGGCCUCUGGGCAGCGGUCACCACCACGGGCCGGGGCCUGGGGAGCCGCACCCCACUUACACGGACCUUACCGCCCACCAUCCUUCUCAGGGAAGAAUUCAGGAAGCACCCAAGCUCACCCACCUGUGAUGGUGGGCUCGGGGCUACCCGCCAGGAGAGUCUCCCCCACCCACCUUUUUGCUUUGGUUGCCUUUUUUUUUUUUUUUAACGUUCUUCCUGCCCUUUCCUUCCUUCUCCGCCCCCGCACUCCGUUUCCCGGUUUCCCCGCUCUUUGGUAACGCAUUUUUAUAGUUUAUGUGACGUAGCAAUCUUGGUUGCUGUAAUGGCUGUAUCAGUAGCGAUAUUUAUCUCUUCCUGCCCCUCGCUAGGCCACUGGCCCUGCAUCCUUUACCUUCUCCACUCUUUGGUCAGAAACAGGGUAUAUGAACAAAUUUUCUAGUCGUUUUCAAUGUGAAUUUGUUCGUACAUUAUGGCUCCCGAGGGGAAGCGAUUACUUUUUUUUUUUUUUUUUUACAUUUUUAGUUUUUUUUAAUUGCACUUGUAAAGAGAGAGAAAAAAAAUCAAAGGCGCUUUGAAACAGGGGCUCCCUGUGCAAGGAUAACUAAGUGUCCGUCUUUCCGUGUGUGUAUGCUGGUGAACAGUCAGAUUUAUUUAUAUUUUUUUUUGCAAGCAUUGAAUAAGUUUUAAAUAUUAUUUAUCCCCAUCCGUUCGUAUUUAUAUUAAAGAAAUUCUGUACCCUGAUUGUUCAGAAGGGUUCUUGGACCUUUUGUUCAAUUGUGUAUUGGCGUACAUAGAAAAUUUUUUUAUUUGAAUGGGAAAUAGAAUUCCUUUAAACGGUAAUGAUGCAAUAAAACCAGAGAAGAUCCAGCUUUUGAAAACAGUGAUUUAGAUAUGAAUCCGGCAAAACUAAAAAAAAUCAUCUGUAAACGCGAAAAAUGCUAGAUUUGAGAGUUCUACAUUCCUUGCUGCUCACAUUCUGAGAAACAAAACAAAAAGAAAUAAAGUUUUUAUUCUGAAUAA